GAGCCUCCUGGGAGACGUAGUCCUUGGCGUGCGGGAGAGCCAUAGGAGCGCCUGGGAGAAAGGCGGCAAAGAACUACAGCGGCCGACGGGCGUGGGCGGCGGACCGAAGCAGGAAGCGGCUCCUUGCGCUGGGGUGCGCACGGGGCACAGUGCUCGGAGGCGCCCGGUCACCGGCAGCGCUGUGGGCGGGUGCUCUUGCUCGCGAGGAUGCACCCCGGUUUGGCCCUGGGGUUGGUCUUCAGCGGGUGUUGCAGCAACGUGGUUUUCCUGGAGCUCCUGGUCAGGGAAUUUCCAGGAUGUGGAAACCUUGUCACGUUUGCACAGUUCUUAUUCAUAGCUGUGGAGGGUUUCAUCUUCGAAGCCAACUUUGGAAGGAAACGACCUGCAAUCCCAAUCAGGUACUACUUGAUCAUGGUGGCCAUGUUCUUCACAGUCAGCGUGGUGAACAACUAUGCCCUCAAUUUGAAUGUAGCGAUGCCGCUGCAUAUGAUAUUUAGAUCGGGAUCUUUGAUAGCGAACAUGGCUCUGGGCAUCAUUAUCUUGAAGAAAAGGUACAGUAUCUUCAAAUACACGUCCAUAGCCCUGGUGUCUUUGGGGAUCUUCACCUGCACCUUCAUGUCUGCAAAACAAGUGACGUCCAUGUCGAGCACAGGUGAAGAUGAAGAUGGUGUCUCUGCUUUCCUUUGGUGGCUGCUAGGUAUUGCUGCACUGACCUUCGCCCUCCUCAUGUCAGCUCGGAUGGGGAUUUUCCAGGAGACCCUCUAUAAAGAAUUUGGCAAGCACUCCAAGGAAGCCCUCUUCUACAAUCACGCACUCCCCAUCCCUGGCUUCCUGCUGCUGGCUCCUGAUAUCUACAGGCAUGCAGUGUUCUUCAGCCAGACUGAACUAUUCCAAGUCCCUGUGAUUGGACUGAGCUUGCCCAUAAUGUGGUUCUACCUCCUCAUGAACAUUAUAACUCAAUAUGUGUGCAUCCGAGGCGUCUUCAUCCUGACCACAGAGUGCACAUCACUGACAGUCACUUUGGUGGUGACAUUGCGGAAAUUCAUCAGCCUUAUCUUCUCCAUUCUGUACUUCAGGAACCCCUUCACCACCUGGCACUGGACAGGCACCAUUUUGGUCUUUGUGGGGACUCUGAUGUACACAGAAGUUUGGAGCAACUUGAGGCCUCUGCUGGACUCGAAAGAAAAGAAAGAUGGGAAGAAGCAGGAGUGACUGGAAAUACCCCCCAGAAAGCUCCUGGCUUCUGCACUGGAAAAAAGAACUUUUUUAAAUCAAUGUUUUUGUAGGGUGCAGAGCAAUAGAUGAUACCUUCUCAUGGAAGUGUGGUGGGGGUGGGGGGGACUGUUUUUGUAAUACAAAAAUGGCUGAUCUUGGCUAUGCCAAGCAGAUGAAGAAGCCUGCUUUAGUGGGGAAACCUGAUGGGGUCCCUGAAGUAGCAGACAGAACUCCGACAAACCUGCCAUGGUUUUGCACAAGACUGGUCUGAUAAUUGUCCCAUGUGUCAGGGCUACACAGCAGCUGUGUGCUCAGUGAACAGUGAUGGUUAAGCUGUGCGGUUCACACAGCAAAGAAUUCAGGGUAAACUUUUUCCUAGGCCUUAUGAUGUGGCUGCCAUCUUGGAAAAAACCCUGAGAGCAUAAAUGGGUUAGCCCAAAUUAACCACGUCCCAAAUGUUAACCUGGUGAAAGUUACCACACAUACAUGUAUACUGUGUGUGUUUUCUGUGGUAAAUGUGUUCCCCUGCAGCCUUGUGGAGUGAGCACUGGGGUUCACUGUGCCCGGUAGAGUUACUGACUGGGAUUUACUCUGUUUUGGUGAAUAAUCCACUGCACAAAAGCUUGUGUUGAGUUUCCAUCCUGAAGUAACAUUGUGAAUAUAAAGGUAUAAGUAUAAUACUGUUGGCCCUGGCUUGUGUGGAGACCCACACAUCUCUAGGUGUUUUCCUUUACUCACAUCCCUCACACUCCAAUUUUUUGGAAGUUGGGUGUUGAUGGAAGGAGUGUGUAGCUAACUAGAGAAGAUGCCUUUUUCUAAAAAGGAGCGUUGAAUGAUGUGAGCUCCUCGCACCCCACAGUCUGAUAUGGUACAGCCCGAACUGAAACGGCUCAGACACCGGGUUUACCAUCCCAAUGAGAACAAGGCCCAAUUUUGGCCUUGUGGAAGCAGAUUUUAUUCGGCUUUUUCAGUGUACGUGUUCUAUAGUAGUUUAGAAGGAUUGUGCUGGGCUGCAAGGAAUUGAAGAUCACAAGUCUAGAUGGUUGUUGGGCAUCAGUCAGGAUAGAAAUUUUUAUUUGGGCAAGCUUAUUUCUUGGCUUCAGUGCUCCUUCAUUUUAUACCAUGGUUUCUCAAACUGGGGUCUCAGAUGUGUUGGACUACAACUCCCAUCAUCCCCAGCAACAACAGCCUUUGGCUGUUGUGGCUGGGGCGGGUGAUGGGAGUUGUAGUCCAACAUAAUCUAGGGCCCAAAUUGAGAAGCCGUGGUUUACAUCUUUGCCCUGCUUCCCCCCCAGUAAGAGAUUGAGUUUAGGCUUGUCCACAAAAGUAGAUCAGUGGAUGAUCUGUAAUAAUUUUUGAUGAUAAUUGUUUUAGAUAGUACUGUAUUGUUACUUCAUUGCCUGUUGUGGGCGAAACAGGAUUCCACCCCAGUUUACAUAAAUCUCUUUCGAUUACCAUGCAUAUUCUGGUGCCCCAAACCCCUGGUUCACAUUCAUUUUGUCCCAUAGACUGUUGUUUUUCAGUGGGCCUCCCAGUUUCAUGCAGCAGGUGGUUGCCUUUUUAGAGGGAUGCCAACGUGGUCCUUCUAAGGGUUGUCCUUGCACCCUAUUUCCCUGACACUCCUGUGUUUCAAAAUUGGCCAUAUUUUGCACCACUGAUGAAUGUAUUAUUUUCUCAAGUUAACUACUUCUCCUGAUUUAUUUUCUGCAACAGUCCAGGAGAGCCUUUGGGCAGUAAACUAGAAAUCACAUUGGACACGGGACUGCCGCUAAGAACAGCAUCCUUGUGUCUGCUUCUUUCCUGCAUUGUCUAGGAGUGCUCAUGGUGUGAAGAGACCCAGUGCUUUUAAUUUCCCUGCUUGCCGCCACCUCCCCCCCCAUGUCAUUGACUGGCAUUGUCAGGGAAAUACACAGCACGGUGACGUCAUGUCAUGUGGUAAGUUGUGCUUAACAUUCAGGGAGGAGGGGAGGUAAAAGUUGGGGAUGCCAUUUUCAGUGACAGCCUCGUGUCUGCCAUCUUGUCUGGCACCCACCUUAACUAUAACACUGCAUACAAUGCAUGAGAUAAAAGUGAAACUGCCAGCAGUCUACUAUAACAGAAACUAUCUAUUUGGAUAUUCCAACAAUGCCUAAAAAAUUGAAGCAUGAGACAUUUCCUGCUUCCCCUUUCCUUGGCAUUGUCACAUCCAACACCGCUCUCAGUCUGUCUGUAUGUCUAUCCUGUUCUCUAAACCCGACAAGGAAGGCCUUCAGUGGUAGGUAGGCAGGCCACCAAUAGGCAGGGCCACCUAGCAGCAACACUUGAAUGGUCCCGUUGACUGCUGUGGCUUGUUACUUUUUUCAGAGCGGGGUACCCAAGCUUGAAUCUCUAGAUGCUGUUGGAGUACAACUUCCACCAUCCCUAGCUACAAUGGCCUUCUGCUGUUGUGGUUGGGGAUGAUAGGAGUUGUAGUCUAACAUCAUUUGAGGACAAAGUCAGGCACCCCUACUCCAGAGCAUGGAUUGUGUCCUGUUAGUGUUUCUUGGAGAGGAUAAUGCCCACAAUCUGCUUCUGAAAAGGGCUUUUGUAGUCUAUUCUUUAAGGCAAGGGUUCUCAACCUGCGGUAGUCCUGAUGUUGCUGAACUACAACUCCUAUCAUCCUCAGCUACAAUUUAUUGUGGCUAGGGAUGUGGGAGUUGUGGUUCAGCAGCAUCUGGACUACCACAGGUUGGGAAUCCAUGCUCUAAGGUGUGUGUAUAUAAGCAUGUUUUCACAAGCAAGUUACCUCAGGGGUAACUUUCAGAACAAUUCACAAGUGUACACUGUCCAAGCAGGAAGCACACGGGCUUGGUUCAGACAUAAUGGCUAAUCGUGGUUUGGCAUUUCUUGAAGGAGCCUUGCGCUCAUAAGCUUCCCCUCACCUCAUGCACUCCAGUUCCCUCUUGCACUUCCUCUUUUGCGGCAAACCAUGCUUGGAAACCAGUUUCUGUGCCUUCCAGCUCUGGUUUGCAGGUAAGCCAUGGUGUGCUGAAGAAGAGGAAGUAUAGGAGGAAUUCAAUUGUGUGAGGGAUGGAGGGAGCACACCAUUGUUUCCUCUAACAGGGAUUCUCAGAUGUUGUUGACGACAACUCCCAGAAUCCCCAAGAAAAAGCCAUUGCAGCUGGGGAUUCUGGGAGUUGUGGUCAACAACAUCUGGGAAUCUCUGUUAGAGGGAAUACUGGAAUGCACAAGCCUGAGACUUGUUCAUACCACCUCAGUCAUGGUUAGCUGUUAUUUCUCAAGCAAGUCUGUUGUCUGUUUGCUGAGGUGUAGGGGUGUGCAAAACGUUUCGACGUUGAAACAUUUCGACUUGAAACAGGCUGUUCUGAGUGUCUUGAGCUCAAAACAAAAUGCCCUUUAAAUAAAGAGUCUGUUUUGAGCUCAGAACAAAACAACCCUGUUUCGAUUAAAAGUCUUUCAACAUUUUGAGCGCCAUUUUGGAGGCCUGUUUUUCCCUUGCUGACUGGUUUUCUGGCACUGGCUUGCAAUCCUAUGGGGGUUUGGGGGAAAGGUUAAAAAUGUGUUUAAAAUCGCCUGCUUACCCAUUUCUUUUGUGGGUUGGGUGGUAGGUAGCAUCCAUCAUGCCCUACCACCUAACCCACUUUGGUGUCCCUAGGAGCUACCUAUGAGGAACAAUGAGGUGUUUUGAGUUUCCCCAUUCUUCCCUGUGGUUGAAACAUUUCCAGUUUUGUUGCAUCAAAACAACCAGACCGACCACUGUGUCAAUGAAAUGUUUCGUCCGUCUGUGUUUUGUUUUGAGCUCGCAACAAAACAAAAUCUGUUUCAUGCACAUCCCUACUGAGGAGCAACAUAUAUAUGCCCAGAGAAUGUGUAUUGCUCUGAAAGUCACCCCUGAGGUAAAUGCUGUUGUCCAAAUAUACUUCUAAGUACGUAAAACAGACCCUGGUUACAUUGGAACCAAGCCAUUCCAUCAAUGGGACAAACAUUUCCCACAUCAUGCUGGAAAGACCUCUCCAUUUCUAGGAUUUACCUUGCAGAAUGCUGCCAUUCUCCCCGCCAACAGAAUUGGCGAAAUAUCUAAACAGAAGCACAGGGAAAGUCAUGGGUUUUGCCCUUACAAGCACAACUUCCUGCUAAAGAAUUCUGAGAGUUUUAUGGAGGGGUCUAGCAUGUCACUUCCACAUUUCCCAGGGUUAUUUUAGAGGAAGCCUUGUCAGUUCAGGAUUUCAGAAUUAUUUUUUUCCUGACUUCAGAAUUAGUUAGUUAGUGAUGUGCAUGUUUCCCAAAGUCUCUGAUCUGGGGCAAGAGAGAGACCAAUCCAGUGUUAGAUUAGCAGUUACUCCCAAAGUGUGGUUUGAUUCUGAAAUGACAAUUCAUGCUUGAAAUUUCACUAAGUUGAGACACUGACCUUCAGCGACAGAAUAAGCUGUGCUAAUGCAAGGCAUCUGUGAAGUUGGUUUCUUAAUCAAAUGGUAUUUUAAACUGGAGAGAAGUUCUAAAAGUAUCCAGUUUCUGUCCUAAAGAGGGGUCCAGUUCAUUUGGUGCAGGGUUAGGAGGGAGUGCUCAUUUUCCUGUUACCUUAUUUGGAAAAGCCGUGAAAUUUCUUCCUACAAUAGCUAUGAAAGGUGCAGGAUCCCAACUUGGACAGUUUCUGACAACUUCAUUAGUAACAACUUGUACAUAUACAGAGUGUUUAAAUAAUGUGUAGCACCUCAUGCUGAUCAUUUAUUCUGCUCUUAGUACACUUGGAUGUAUGUAAUUUUUUUGAGGGGGUGUAUAUUAGACUUUGUUUAAGUGUCCUCUAUGUUUACACAUAUUUAUACAUAACUCCAUGUUUACAAGCCAGUCUGAGCAAUACAUAACCAAGAGAUUGCUUUUCAUUCUUGUAUUGAGCAUCCAUCUGUUCAUAUGUUGAAUGUUGGCAAAUGCUGGAGGAAGCUCCCAUGUCUGUGUAUCCCAGGAAAUGCCUCUUCUUGUAUGCUAUAGUAUUAUGUACAUCAGAUUGGUGUACAGAGGAGCUGUUGCUGGCCUUUUUGGAUGCCACACUUCUUUUAGGAAUCUGCACACAUGUGUGCAUGCACUGCUGAUACGGACAAGAUUGAUCUCCAUGUAUGCCAGUUUCCGGAACAGACUUUGAUGCCUGCGGAAGUAUAGCAUGCAAACAGUGUUGCACCUGUAUCUGCCUCUACUGUUUGCAUGUCCUUAUUAUACCGUCUAUUUGCUCACAUAUGCUAUAUCGUAAGUUGAUGGAACGCCUGAGCUUGGAGUGUUGUCAGUUGCUAUGAUCAGCCGCUGCUUAGAGUCCUCCCGAUAGCCUUGCAGUUUAGUUGAGUAACAUAGCCCUACAUCAGUGGUUCUUAAAGUCCGGCCCCCAAAUGUUGCUGGACUAUAACUCCCGUUCACCUGGGCCACUUUGGCUGGGAAUGAUGGGAGUUUUAGUCCAAUACCUGGGGACCAAGGCUGAGAACCUCUGCCCUAUGAAGUCAUACCAGGUUCCGCUAUGUGGGGAAGAAAGGAAAUGGUGCUCGCUGGGCUCUCUACUACCUGAAGAGGAAAAUGGGUCUGUCUACAUUAUUUCAUUGCUAGAGGCCCCCCUCUCAAAAACAAAACAAAAACCACCACAAUCCUUAAGUAAUUAGAACUGUAUACCUUUCUAUUAGCUAUGCUUUCAUAUAAGUUUCAUGGCUGCUUUGGGAGAGCUAUAGUCUAAUGGGUUUGUGACUGAAGUGUAGACAUGAUUGAAGCGAGGAAGAAACAGCUUCAUUAGACACUGGAAAAUGUUAUCAGUGAUGAAACAAACAUGGAGGCAUGUGGAGAGUCGGAGACUAUGUAAUCUUUUUGCUUACUGGAAAUGGGGAGGCAUUUGUAUGGUUAAAUAAAUAACUUGACUUCA
Messenger RNA from Hemicordylus capensis (graceful crag lizard), 7087 nucleotides. It is a transcript of the gene SLC35B4, whose product is annotated as solute carrier family 35 member B4. Gene Ontology annotation, molecular function: UDP-xylose transmembrane transporter activity; UDP-N-acetylglucosamine transmembrane transporter activity. Bases 208 to 1212 code for a protein of 334 amino acids. The record is from RefSeq and is a predicted model, not a curated record. Gene Ontology annotation, biological process: transmembrane transport. The transcript has 10 exons. Gene Ontology annotation, cellular component: endoplasmic reticulum membrane; Golgi membrane. NCBI's taxonomy places the organism in Eukaryota, Metazoa, Chordata, Lepidosauria, Squamata, Cordylidae.